Molecule: messenger RNA, 1014 nt
Organism: Cicer arietinum (chickpea)
Lineage: Eukaryota; Viridiplantae; Streptophyta; Magnoliopsida; Fabales; Fabaceae
Source: RefSeq, a predicted model, not a curated record
GCUUUGGAACCCGAAAGAGAAAAUUUGUUUGUACACUAAGAAAGAGGGAGUGAGCUCAAAUCCUGAAUUCAAUAAAUAAAUACUCCUUACUGUUUCCUUUCUCUCUCUCUCUCUCUUAAGUUUGAAUGUAUCCUUCGAAUUUGUUUCAGUUGAGUUAAGAUCAGUUUUAUCUUUAUCUUAUCUUUCACACAGUUCCUUCCAAUUCCACUCUUUUUCUUUCUUUGUACACUCACGCGUUCUUCUGUUUCCUCGCGCCCAUGAGCUGUACUCUAUUACUAACCACCUCAAGGGAUCUCUCUUCACUCUGAUCCGUUGCAACCGAUUCGAUAUGAGUCAACUCGGUCUCAUAUUGCAAGAAUCUCAAAGAGAAGCAAGAACCAUUCUCGGUUUAUUAACUCAACAAAUGGACGCCGUUGACACACGCACAAGAAGGAGACGGACUCUCAAAGAACGCUUCAGAUUCACCGGAAUCGGAUGCUGUGGAGCCACCUGGGUUUUCCGUCCCGUUCUCCGUCACGAACAUCAACAACAAGAGGAAGCUACGGAGGAGCAACAACUACCGGUUCAAGAUCCGGACCCGGUCGAACCAGAAUGCGUAGGACCAGGUCCGUCUGGUUCCGGCAUGAAUCUUGCGGCGGCGUUGGCGGCGGAGCGUCAGAUGAGAGGGCCGGAGGAGGGAGAGACGCCGUGGAGGGUUUCAUUAAUGAGACUGUUAGAGGAAACGGAAGUGGAAACGGCGGUUGAAGAGGGGAAUGAUUCGGUGUGCUGCGUGUGCAUGGGAAGGAAGAAAGGUGCAGCGUUCAUACCGUGUGGACACACUUUCUGUAGAGUUUGUUCGAGGGAAAUGUGGCUGAAUCGAGGGAGUUGUCCCCUUUGUAAUCGCUCCGUUCUCGAGAUUCUCGAUAUUUUCUGAAUUCAAAUUCAUAACCCUCUUUCUCUUCUGUAUUUUUUCCAAUUAAUCAAAAGAUCGUGAUAUUUCAUUUCACGUCUAAUAAUUUUAAUUUCGUUUUCUUA